Messenger RNA from Corvus hawaiiensis (hawaiian crow), 2734 nucleotides. RefSeq names its product TNFAIP3 interacting protein 3 (gene TNIP3). The transcript has 14 exons. Lineage: Eukaryota; Metazoa; Chordata; Aves; Passeriformes; Corvidae. Bases 728 to 1930 code for a protein of 400 amino acids. Gene Ontology annotation, biological process: cellular response to lipopolysaccharide; regulation of transcription by RNA polymerase II. The record is from RefSeq and is a predicted model, not a curated record.
ACAAAGAGGAUUGAAGAGGAGAACUAGAUUAUUACUGCCCAGGACAAAAAAAAAAAGGCAUAAGUAGAGGAAAGGGUUUGGUAGAGCUGUUAACUUGGAGAGAUGGGAGAGGAGGAUAAUUGUGGUGAGGUAUGUUUUUAUAUAGAUUAGAGUUGAUGUGAGUGUUAGAAAAGCUGGGAAGGUUUAGGAACUGUAUUCAGAGAGCAGUUUUGUGAGCAGAACAGCAUCUCAGUGCGCGGGGCAAAAGGCUGGGAAGAGCAACAGCUGCUGUUCUGGUGCCUCUCCAGGUGGGAGCAGUGGAACGGAGCAAGAGCUUUGCCAGGCUGAGGAGGAAACAAGUAAAUACGAAUUUAAUGUACAUUAAAGACAACAGGUUAGAUUAUGUGUAUUCCUUUAGAAACAUUGACAUAGCAAUCUCUUUAUUUCUGUCUAGAUUCAAAGUCCUGCUUUGACACCUCAAAACUGGCUUCCAGGAAUACUGCUGGACAUUCAAGCCAUCAUUAGCUUCCCCUAUUGAAGCUCUAGUGAAGCUGAUGGAUUAUGAAGUUAUUUUAAAAGCUCUGAUGCAAGCACUGGGCCAGCUGAGCCUGAGAAAAGUAAAAAGAGGUCUCUAACACCUGAAUCUCUAAGUCUGUCCAGAGGACCUGUUCUAUUCAAACACCUUCCCCAAAACUCUGCUGUGAAAGAAUGACAGUUUUGCAAAGGGAUUCACUGUGAGGAGCUCCAAAUGAAGAAGAGAGAUGAAGGGGACUGCAUGGAGCUCUGCCCCCAUCCGUGUGUUGAGAUGGAAAGCAGGUGUGAAAGUAAAGAGCUGGAUGUUGAAAUAAGGAACCUGAUAGGGAAGAGCAACACUUACAAGUCGUGUGAGGACCCCAGACCUCUUGCCCAAGAGAGGCUGAGCCCUCAGAGAACUUCGUGUUCCCUUAAGACCCACAGUGAAGGAAACGCUCCAGGCCGGCUUGGAUGCACCUGGGCAGGUGGGAGUGACAUGGAAGCUCCAGCAGAACCAUUGGGCUCAAGGCACACAUUACUGAGAAAAAAGAAGCCUUUAUCAUCCAAUUCUCUGGAGCAACAGAUCCUCACACUGGAAAGACAGAGACGAGAGCUUCUGGAGGUGAACAAGCAAUGGGAUCAUCAAUUUAGAAGUAUGAAACAGCUUUAUGAAAAGCAGCUGACAGAGAUGAAGGCAAAGCUGGACAUGUCGGAGAGGAGAGUGAGCGAGCUGGAGCAGGAGAGACACCGGCAGCAUCCAGAGGAGGAGAGGUGGCAAGCGCUGGGCAGAGAGAGGCUGCUGCAGGAAAAGAAAGAUACACAGGUCCUUAGUGAAGCUCUCCAUGAAAUGAAGGAAGAGAACAGGCUCCUGAAGCAGAAGAAUGCCUCAAUGACCAGAAAGAAAGAAUACUAUGAGAGUGAAAUAAGUCGUCUCAACAAGGCCCUUCUGGAUGCAUUGAAAAAGCAGCACCCACCUGUGGUUGGGACUCCUCCAGGGAAGGGUGACAGGAGCAGCAUUGAGGAGAUGAGAACCCAACUUGGAGUUCUUAAACAGCAGGUCCAAAUAUAUGAGGAGGACUUCAGAAAGGAGAGAUCUGACCGGGAGAGGCUUAAUGAGGAGAAAGAAGCAUUGCAGAAAACUAAUGAGAGAUUACAAUCUCAACUGAGUAGACUCAGCUCUCAGACGAAAGAGCUCCCAGUACAGCCUGAGAGGCCCAGUUACCCAGCUCCACUCUUCCUCUCUCCGUGUGUCAGUUAUGGGGGUUGUGGGAUGGUGCUUCACUAUCCAGAUCCUCGGGUGCAUCCGGUGCCUCGCAGGGCACAGGAGCAGCAGCAGCAGCGCUCGGCAGACUAUCAGUGGUAUGUUCCUGACCAGCUUCCGCCAGAUGUGCAGCACAAGGCAAAUGAUUCCUCCCCGGAGAAGGGAGCCCAUUGCUGACAGCCUCUGGCCUGGAGAAGUGUAAAGCAAAGGCUGCAAGGGAGUCUUGCAGCUUCACUAUUCUGUUUUCUUCUGGGGUUUUUUUGCCCCUAGCUCCUUAUCUCUGCAGUGCAUGUGAUUUUUGUCUGGUGAAAUCCCUGCGAGGACAAUAGAAAAGCAGAUCAUACAGGCUGGUGAUCCUCAGGAUCCAGUUAAACUCUGCUGGGAAGCGUUACUGCCCUUUGUUCCGAAGAUGCUGUUUGUGCUGCCUUAUGAGAAUCUCUUUAAAAGCCUGAUGAGAAAAGAUGCAGCUCUUGCUGGGGAUUCAGACUGUCACAUCUGGUUUGAAUUCAAGAGCUUACAAGCCCAACAGUGGUGUGAUUUUGUUGUUGUUGUUGUUGUUUGGGAAUUAUGGGGGUUUUUAUUUGAUUCCAGGGAAUGAUUCGAUAUAUCACCUUGAAUUCUGUCCUCUCUUUCUUGGUUGGUGAAAGGGAAAUCUGCUUCACUGUUUAAACACAUUUGUGUAAUUGUAAUCAGGGUACCACCAAUACAAGGCCAGGUAAAAGGUGCCCACUUCCCCUUUUUGAGUCCAGGUCAGAUCUCCUUUUGUUUCGGCUCUAGAAUUAUAUGUAAAACAAAAUCACAAGGGGUUUUUUUCUGUGUGUACUUAUUUGUAUUGAAAGAAUUUUAGUAGAAAUAUUUAAUGGGUUUAACUUCUCAGUGAAUAUGGCUUUAUAUUUCCAAAUUAUUCUUGUGAUGAAUGUGAACGUUGUCAUGUAACCUCUAACCCAAGAAAUAAAACCUGGCUUUUUAAGUGAAAUUGUA